Molecule: messenger RNA, 1362 nt
Organism: Meira miltonrushii
Lineage: Eukaryota; Fungi; Basidiomycota; Exobasidiomycetes; Exobasidiales; Brachybasidiaceae
Product: MFS general substrate transporter
Exons: 3
Biological process (GO): transmembrane transport
Cellular component (GO): membrane
Molecular function (GO): transmembrane transporter activity
Source: RefSeq, a predicted model, not a curated record
AGAUCUCUUUAUGGUCAAAUACUGCGCAGAAUAGACGUUCGCCUCUUACCGUUUGCAGUGACUGUCUAUUUCUUUUCACAAUUGGAUAAGCAUAACCUCGGUCAAGCGCAUGCAAGAGAUUUUGAUGCGGAUUUGCAUUUGAAAGGGAACCAAUUUGCCGGCCUCUUAUCGAUAUACUUUCCUUGCUAUUUGAUCCUCCAUUAUAUCUCGGGAAUCUUUCUAGCACAAUUACGACCUAGACGCUUGAUACCCACUACUGUACUUUGGUGUGGUGUGACAACGUUUUGUCUCACAUUUUGUACCAAUUUCACCCAGAUGGCACUUGGACGAUUAUUAUUGGGAAUGUUUGAAGGUUCACUUUCGCCUUGUAUAACAAUCUUAUUUGCCAGUUGGUAUCCAAUGGAAAAGAUUGCAACUAGAUUGAUGUUACUCCAUCUUGCAUCACCAAUUUCUGGCUUAAUAGGUGCUUGUGUUACGGCUGGAUUCUAUCAAUUAGACGGAAUGGACGGCUUGCAAGGUUGGCAAUGGAUGUUUUGCGUUGAAGGUCUCACAACGAUUCUGAUCUCUUUUCCGGGAUAUUGGCUUUUGCCGAAUCUUGUCGAACAAGAUGGAGACCGCUUUAAGACGAAUGGAGAGAGACAAAUACAGAGAGGAAAAAGUCGGGUACCGUUGAAUGAUUUCACUUGGCAUCAAGUUUUACGCCCGUUUACCGAAUUAAAGAUUUACCUUUAUUCUAUCACUGCUGCCUCAAGUCAAGUAGCAAGUAGUAAUAUCGCCAAUUUCGGUCCAAUGAUCAUCAAAGAGAUGGGUUAUGAAGGUGCAAAGAUUAACCUUCUAAGCGCUGGUCCAUUAGCACUUUCCGUUUUCAUCAUGCUAAUCUGUGCAGUUUUGGCAGAUCGAAAAGGGAUGAGAUCUUCAUUGCUUUUGCCGUGUUUGUCGUUGAUCACCAUUGGCCAAUUUUUGAUCUUUUUCGAUAUUCAUUCGAAAAGCGUUACUUAUGGUGCAAUGUAUCUAAUCGCCGGCUUCAGUGGUCCUUGCAAUACCUUAAUCACAGUGUGGUGCGCCGGAAAUAUCGGACCGCAAUACACAAAGAUGGCGACUUUGGCUCUUUGUCUAUUGAGCCACACGUCUGCAACGUUAAUCAGUGUUAAUCUGUUUCCUCCAACUGAUGCCCCUUUGUUUUGGCAUGCUCAUUUAGCGGGAUUGAUUUGUAUAGUCAUCGCAAUUGUUUCUGCUUCUUUGUUGACGUUGGUAUUGUGGUUCGAGAAUCACAAGAGAGAGAAAAAAGCAUUUUGGAAUCUAGAACAUUUGUCCAAUGAGGAAUUCGCUCGUCUGGGUGAUCGACACCCUGGCAUUCGAUAU